AUGGCGGCAGGGGAGCACAAGGGCUGGUUCAAGGACCAGCUCAGACUCGUGACCAUUGGGAUCACCAUCUUCGUUUCACUGGGGUCUUUCACCUAUGGCUACUGUAGUUCUAUCAUCGCUACCACCUUGGGCCAACCUGAUUUCUUCAAUUACCUGAACCUUGCUACUGAAGGCCCCGGCUUGUCUCAUACCAAUGCCAUAACUGGUGCUAUGAACGGUCUCUUUCAGGCCGGUGGCUUGUUCGGAUCGCUCUCUAUCGGCCCACUCUGCGACUAUUUCUCACGACGAGGCGGCAUUGGCAUUGCAGCUGCGACCUGUUUGGUCGGCGGAGCUCUGCAAUGCGGAUCUGUCGACGUCGGCAUGUUCUUAUUUGCAAGAUUCUUGACAGGUAUUGGAACUGGCAUGAUCGUGUGUGGAGUGCCGCUCUACCAAAGCGAGGUCGCUCCACCUCAUACCCGUGGACUCGUUGUUGGCGUUCACGGCGCCUUGCUCUGCACCGGCUAUUCAGUCGCUGGCUGGGUCGGCUAUGGCUGUUUCAGCUACACGGGACAGUUCCAGUGGCGUUUCCCGCUUGCUGUGCAGUGUUUUGCGCCCUUGAUGGUGCUGUGUGGAUUGUUCUUUAUUCCAGAAAGUCCUCGUUGGCUGGUCCUCCACGACAAGCACGAUCGAGCCUACAAAGUCAUGGAGUGGCUCCACCGCGACCCUCUUGAUCCAGAAGGCAUCCUCGUCAAGGAAGAGUGGUACGCCCUGCUGAAACAGCUCGAACUCGAGAAACUGCGCGGUGCUGGAGGAUACAAGGAGUUGUUCACCGGCUGGCCGAAUCGAAAGCGUCUGCUCUUGGGCUUCUUCACCGUCUUCGGCGGCCAGUGCACCGCUACCAUUGUCAUUAACAACUACGGUGUCAUUUUGUACACGGCCCUGGGGUAUGUGGCACCGACCACUCUUGCGUUCACAGCCGGCUGGGUUACAGUGGGAGUCGGUGGAAAUGCUCUCUCCGCGCUGAUUGUUGAUCGAGUGGGACGUGUGAGGCUGUUGAUAAUCGGUUUCUCCGGGUGCCUCAUGGCUCUCAUCGUCGAGAUGGCACUGUUGGCAACCUACAAGGGCACGACCAACAAGGCCGGGCUUGCCGCAGCGGUAUCCUUCCUCUUCAUCCACGUGGCCUUCUACAGCUCCUGCGUCGACGCCGUGACCUACAUCUACUGCACCGAGAUCUUCCCCAACCACCUCCGCGCCAGGGGUACGUCCAUUUCAGUGAGCGGCCUCUUCUUCGCCACCGUCAUUUACACCUGCGCCGCGCCCACCGCCUUCGCCAAUAUCGGCUGGAGGUAUUACAUUGUCUUUGCCGUUACGACCGCCAUGACCAUCGUCGCGGUCGUGCUCUGGUGGCCAGAGACCAAAGGUCUGUCCCUCGAGGAGAUCAACGCGCUGUUCGGCGACGAGGUCGCAGUCGAUGUUGCACACAUGACAAAGGAGCAGAGGGAGGCGCUCGACGAGAAGAUCUUUGCGCAGCAGAUCGAGGGCGCCAGUGUUGCCCCGCCUGAGAAGGCCUAA
Fonsecaea multimorphosa CBS 102226 is the source of this 1551-nucleotide messenger RNA. RefSeq lists its product as uncharacterized. The transcript has 5 exons. Gene Ontology annotation, cellular component: membrane. Bases 1 to 1551 code for a protein of 516 amino acids. The record is from RefSeq and is a predicted model, not a curated record. Gene Ontology annotation, biological process: carbohydrate transport; transmembrane transport. NCBI's taxonomy places the organism in Eukaryota, Fungi, Ascomycota, Eurotiomycetes, Chaetothyriales, Herpotrichiellaceae. Gene Ontology annotation, molecular function: carbohydrate:proton symporter activity.